UAUUGGCCCACAAUGGGCCAUUUAAUCAAAUUAAUGUGUUGUUUUUCAAAGUAUUUCAUACAUGGCUAUAUCGCUGAAUCGGCAAGAACUAGAGAUGUUGGAGCAGGGACUGUCUCUCACUUCGUCGUCUUCCAGCUCUAGAGAUGUCAAACAAAGGGAAGUUCCUGCCCUUCAUCAGGAAGGAACAGGAGAGGCUCAGAAAGAUUCUAUAACGCCGGCAUUGAAAGUGAUUGAAUCUGCAAGAGCUGACCAAAUCUCAUCGGGCACUGAUCAGGAAAGACAGGGAACUUUUUGUCCAACUCAGCAACUGGCCCCAGACGCCGUCCACCACCUGUGCCCUACCACAAGCCCCAGACUGAUCAAGAAAACACAAGCCUCUGCCUCAGCCUCCCACCUGAGAAGCCCCCCUCUUCUGAAAAAGCUCGGAGCCUCAAGUGGCCACGUCCUGUCUACCGGCCUCGUCCUGCCCCCAAGUCCAAAAUUAAGAAGUAAAUCAGAAAGCGUCGAUGCAGUGUUAAGCUGUACUAAGCCUUCGUCGAUUUUAUCUGCGUCGUCAUCGCCUACUUCACCGGCCAGAAAAUAUUUCAAGUAUCUCUCGUCUCCUGCAGCUUCAUAUCAGCGCAGAAGAGGCAGUGAGCCAGUUCUAGAUGGAAUCUCUGGCACAGAUUUUCAACAAAUCCAGAUGAGCGUGACUGACCGCAGAUGGGAGAAGCUGCGCUCUAUCCUCGUUGCCAUGAAGGAUGAACCAGUAGACAUUGAAACCAUCAUGGUGGAGUCCUCACCGCCCGAUCUUCUGAGCAAACUGCAGGAGAAGGUCACUGCCCAAGAGGAACUGUGUUCUCUGCGCAAGGAAAUAUCUUCUUUGCAUGAUUCGCUUGACAAGAAGGAGCUGGAACUUCAUCAAGCUGAAGUGGAGAGAGAUUCAGCGCUAGCUUUUAUUCGACAACUCAAAGUUGGAGACCAAACGCCAGCCACAGAGAAGCCAGAGAGUAAGAAGUCAACGGGUGAUGCUGCACAGAGGCGGGGUGUCCUGGACCUGUACAAGAAUGGUGUUGAGGAACUGAAGUCUGACAAUGUCUCCAAGGAGGAUGUUCUGGACGUUUUGUCCUCGCUCCUGGAGGAGGUGUUGGGUCAGAGGUCGUACCUGGACCGCCUCAUGUCUGUCGUGCUUCAGCGGGCGCCUUGGAUGCUGGAGGAAGUGGACACUGCUGGACCCUGGAGCAGCGGUCACUUCCCUGCGGAGGAUGACGACGACUACGAGUACUGUCAUGACAGCGACGAUGAAGUGUGGUGCUAGCCCCGACGGGAAUUGUUUAACCCUAUCCCUACAUACGUUGUGUUUUACUAUCGUAUCCAUACGACGUGGGGAACUCUGUUCCCCCACUUUCAAAGGGGAAAUUUACUAGUUAACCCUAUCCGUAUGUCGUGUUUUACUAUCAUAUCCGUACGACAUGGGGAACUCUGUGCCA
This is a messenger RNA of Aplysia californica (California sea hare), 1469 nucleotides long. RefSeq lists its product as uncharacterized. The record is from RefSeq and is a predicted model, not a curated record. Bases 62 to 1297 code for a protein of 411 amino acids. The transcript is spliced from 8 exons. NCBI's taxonomy places the organism in Eukaryota, Metazoa, Mollusca, Gastropoda, Aplysiida, Aplysiidae.